Messenger RNA from Hepatospora eriocheir, 1404 nucleotides. The record is from the annotation of a GenBank genome assembly. Lineage: Eukaryota; Fungi; Microsporidia; Hepatosporidae.
AUGAAUAGGAAAAAAUAUCUUGAUAAGUAUUUUGAUUAUAAAAGUUUAACUAAGAUACAACUGAGAGAUGUUUUAUCCCAAUUUAAUAUACCAAAUAUACCCCCUCUUAGUGCUAAAAAGAGUGUCAUUUUAAGAUUUUAUGAAGAGAAUAUCUAUAACAGAAUUGAACAUUUGAAAGAACUAGAUUCUACUAACUUUAGCAAUCAAAAUAUCUUCCAAUCUUCAGUCACCAAUUCUCCAGUCAAAUCUUCUUUAAAUAACCUUAACAAUACUUCUUUAGAUAAUAUUAACAGUAGUUUUGUUCAAUCAGAUAACAGUUUUAUUAGUAAUUUAAAUAGUGAAAAUUUUUAUAUAAAAGGUGAUGAUAUAAGAGAAACAAGUAAAAUUAAAAUUGAUAACGAUAAAGAAGAAAUUAAAACUAAAACUUUAGAUUCUUUCUUUAAUUCCGUUCAAAAUAAUUCUAAAAUAGAGUUAGCGGAAGAAUCAAAUGAAAAAUCAAAUGAAGAAGUGAAAAAUAAAUCUUCUUUUAAUGAAGAGAUACAUUCAAAUAAUGAUGUCAAUAGAAGAAGCUUACUUUUUUCUAUAAUUUUAAGAAUGAUUAAGGUUAUUUUUAAGCUAUUUAAAUACACUUUUUAUUUAUUAAUAUUAUCAAGUAUUGGAUUAGUUAUUUAUAUGAAAUUCUUUUUACCGUAUUGUGAUGGAACUAGAAAAUGGUGCAUUCCUUUGCCAAAGCAUGGUUUACUUUUCAAUGGUAAAUUAAAAUGCGCUAAAAAUUUUAAGAAAGUCACAUCAAUAAUUGAUCAUUGUGUAUUUGAUCAAAGUAUAAUUUUAGCUAAAAAAUAUCGAGUUGAUUCUAUUAUUAGAAAAUUAAAUUACAUAAGAGGUGAAUAUGAAUAUGGGUAUAGAUCUACUCCUAGAGUGCCUGUCGAAAGAUUAGAAACCGAUUCUGAAAUUAUAGAAAUGAUUAAGAAUUCAAAUUUAGUUAUUUUUACAAACAAUUAUAGUGUUGUUGAGUCAAUUAUGACUAAAGUAUCUUUUAAGAUUUUAUUAAGAUAUGGAAUAACAAUAUUUCUUAAGUAUGCUAUUACUAUUAUGGUAAUAAUUAGUAUUUGUGUAUAUCUUUUUAUACUUACGAGAAGUAGAAUUAAAAGUAGUAGAGAAGCUGAAAAGUUAUUACCUCCUAUUUUAGAAUCAUUAAGAAGACAGAUAAUGACAGCAAUUAAAACACCUGUGGUAUAUGAAUAUGUCUAUUCUAAACAGUUAAAACAAGCAUUUCAGUGUAAUGAUGAGAUAUGGACGUAUGUAGAAAGAAAAUUGAUUAAGAAUGUAAAUGUAGAAACUAAACAGGAAAAUAACGAUUUGUGUUUUAAAUGGGUAGGACCGAUCUAUUUUGAGUCUAAAUAA